Messenger RNA from Danio rerio (zebrafish), 3544 nucleotides. RefSeq names its product aquaporin 11 (gene aqp11). Gene Ontology annotation, biological process: water transport; transmembrane transport. Gene Ontology annotation, molecular function: channel activity. Gene Ontology annotation, cellular component: membrane. The record is from RefSeq and is marked validated. NCBI's taxonomy places the organism in Eukaryota, Metazoa, Chordata, Actinopteri, Cypriniformes, Danionidae.
ACGUUGCAGAAAGGGGCGUGGCUGCUCAAAAGUUGCCUGUCUGGAUUAGUUUUUGAACACGAUUAUCCGCAGCGAGGACGGAGAGAUGGCUGAUCUCACCGUCUCUCUAUCCAUCCUGGUGGGGAUUGUAGUUUUAAGCGAGUUCGCGAGAAGGACGGCUUUAUAUCUAUUCCCGAAUCGAGAAUGGAUAAUCUACAUGUUGGAGUUUAUUUCUACUUUUCAGCUGUGCGCGUGCACGCAUGAGCUGAAGCUGCUGGCGGAGCUGGGCGGACUGGACCCGCAGACCGGACUGACCCUCACUUUCAUCAUCUCGGUGGUUCAUGGGUUCUCAUUCCGCGGCGCGAUCUGCAACCCUACCGGCGCGCUGGAGCUGCUGAGCCGCGGGACUCUGCCGUGGGGAUGCGCGUUGGCCAGGGUGUCCUGCCAGCUGACCGCGGCGGUGGUGUCUCGGUGGGUGAUGCCCGUGGCCUGGGCUCUGGCACUCUCUGACCUGCACCAAAGACACUCUCUGACGGGUUUUAGAUGCUCAAGCAGCCCCGUGAAUGCCCCGGUGCUGCAGGCCGCCGCGGUAGAGCUGAGCUGCGCAUUUGUGAUGCACACCGCGGUCAAUAACGCGGAGAAGCUGGAAGAGAAAUACCGCGUCCCGGCGGUGGCGGCGCUCAUCACCACUCUAGUCUAUGCGGGUGGACAUCUCACAGGCGCUGUGUUCAACCCAGCACUGGCCUUCUCUAUACAGUUCCCCUGUCCUGGAAACACGUUCACAGAGUACAGCUUUGUGUACUGGAUGGGACCAAUACUAGGUAUGUCAGCCUCUCUGCUGCUUUCUGAUAAACUGAUCCCGGCCAUUUCUGGAAAAAGCACAAUUCCACUGCAGCUGAACUCUAAUGGACUCAAGAAGAAAAAGAUGAAGUGAAAUAAGACGCUACUCCACAAUCAAUCCAAGACUGAUUUCUCAUGCACAUGCGGUUAUAAUGCUGUGAUUACUGCACAAAUGAUCGUUAACACGGUAAUUCUUCAAGUAAUAAUGAAAGAUUGAAGGGACCGUGACAGUUUAGAUGUCAGAAGGAUUUUUCCAUGCUUUUAAAAUGUCUUAAACAUGCGUAUUUGUGAAGCACAAUGAUUCUGAAAUGCAGGUUUACAGGAACAUUUCAUUCAAUGCACAUUGAUAUGAGAACCAAGAACUGGAAUCAAAUGCAAAUAAGCACAACAUUUACUUGUUAAAGGGGCUCCAUGUACGAACUUUACUUACUGAUAUGCAAAAGAGCUUACUAAAAAGUGUGUGUGUGUGAGAGAGAGGUUGCAGAUCGCUGGAGAACUACACAUCUGUCACUGACCUGGACAACAAACACCAUCAUGCACCUCUCACACACACCAGUUCCUGAUUCCCCCUGAUUACUCACACACAGCUGGAAGCUUAUGACUGAUUACCAGCACUAUACAUGCAUCUCACUCACACAUCGACUUUGCUGAGUCUUGUUAUCCUGUAGCAUUACGAAGCGUUAAUCCUGUCGUCUUUCCAUGUUUUGAUCCUUGCCUUGUUUUCCUGUUAUUGAUUCUUUGUCGCAUGUACUGACCAUUGGCCUGUUUUUAAGUACGAUCUUUGAUUACCUUAAUGCUUCUAUACCACCAGGAUGCUGGACAACAGAGUUGAAGAGCCACACACAGUUUAAUAAACCAAUUAAUCAGGCAGGCAACUGUCAAAACAAGGGCAAACAGAAGCAUUAAGGUAAUCCAAGAUCGUAGUCAAAAACAGGUGAAUGGUCCGUACAAGUGGCAAAGAAUCAACAACGGGAAGAGAGAGAGAGAUUUAAUUUUAUUGCCAUUUCAGCUUAUAUGGCUAUGUCAUGGCAAAAAGAAAAUAGAUCAAGUUUAUCACGUUUUAUAAACGCCAAUUUUCUAUAAUUAUAAAAAUAUUCUACCAAUUAAAAGUCAUCAACAGCAAUAAAUAAUGUACAAGGUAAAAUACAUAAAUAAUAAUAAUAAUGAUAAUAUAUAAGAUCAAAUUUUAAAGCAGUUUUUUAAGAUUUACUUUUGAUAAGAAUUGUACAAUUUUAGAUGGAUUCACAUUUAAAAAUAUUUCCUUUAAAGUCUCUCCUGAUAAAUAUUGUUGUCUGAUAACAUUAAAAAUGGGACAUUCCACAAGAAUAUGUUUAACUGUUUGGUUUCUGUUGCAAUACAGACAUUUUGGUGGUUCUUCUCCUUUAAGUAAAUGUUUAUGCGUGAGUCUCGUGUGUCCAGUGCGGCAUCUUCUAAAAACAAUCCCAUCAUGUCUUGACUUCAAAAAUAAAUUAGAUUUUUAUUCCGAUUUCUGGCUGAAUUUCAAAAAGUUUAUUGUCUGAUUCUGUUUGCCAUUUGUUUACGAUAUAGCCCUUUUUUUUCAAUGACGGGAAAACAAGACAAGGAUCAAAACGCGGAAAGACUACACAGGAUUGCCGAUGAUCAUGAUAAUAUGUCUGAGAAAAUCUAAAUAAGCAGCUCAGCUCUCAGAAUAUAGUAUAUUUCUGCACACACGCUAUAGUCUGCUGUUUUACUCCAUAGAACUUCAUAUAAAAGCCAGAGACUCUUUUGCACAGGCCUAUCUAAAGGGUUAAUGCUGCCAACUGAUGAUCAACAGUAAAAAUGACAGAUUUUAUCUCCUCCCAACAGGGAAAACCAGCAACAAUCAAAGAAUGCAUGAUCAUAUGCUGUCAUGGCUUUGCAAUAAAGUCAUUAUAAUUGAAGUCAAUGGGGCAAAAACAGCCCCCAACAUAACGAAAGGGGAGUCAAUUUGAACAGUACACAAUUGUAAAACUGCAACAAAUGGACAUUCCUGGAAUUAGAGAAGUGUUCUAACACUGUUAUAUUACAUUCUGAUAGCGAUGCAGUUUAUCUAGUAAGGGGUAAAUGAUUGUAUGGUAGUCUUAGUAAUCUUAAGAGCAAUUUCGCAGUGCCUUUGGAUGAUUCCUGGUUAAAAUAACCUGGGUGAACCGGACCAGAUAGAGUGCCACGUCUACAAGCAAAUGCAGAGUGUGAAAUACAGAACAACACGUUGUAUUACAUAAAAAAAGAAGCUGUAGUGAAUAUAUUUAUAAUUAAACCCGUCAUGAAAACACGUGGCUCAGUGCUUGUUUAACCCGGGAGGUCAAACAUGCUGUUGUGAAACAGUUUCUGACAGACCUUUGAGCCUUUGUGAAUGUACAGACAUGCUGAACGAAGGUGUUUAGUUUCUCAUAGAGCUGCUAUAAAACACAAGCAAACAGAUGAAAAUAGAAAAGAACUGUGGGAUGUUUACAGAUUCAUGCACAUCAUUGACUUCAGAGUCUUUGAUUUGCUGUCAGACUUCUUUUUUAAUCUUACAUUGAAGUAGGGCUGCACAAUAUAUUUAGUUUCAGCAUUAGUAUAUUGCAAUGUGUGCAACUUUAACAUAAAAUAAUUACUGAAUAUGGAAUUAUAAGCACAAUGAAGACUACACAGUGUUAUUUUACAUUAUACUUGAUUAUUCAAUUUGUUUCUGAAUACUAUUUGACUCUCCGGAAAUACCAUAAAGCAUUGUUUGUUUCACUUU